This is a messenger RNA of Adineta steineri, 1234 nucleotides long. NCBI's taxonomy places the organism in Eukaryota, Metazoa, Rotifera, Eurotatoria, Adinetida, Adinetidae. The record is from the annotation of a GenBank genome assembly.
AAUGAAUAAAAAUAGUAUUAAUAGAAAUAGAAAAUUAAAUUUAUUUGCAUGUAAAGAAAAAUAAUGAUAAGAUAUGAAAUAAUUAUUUAAGAAAGAUUUUAUUUUAUUUGAAAUAUAUUUGAGAAGAAAUAUUUUUCUAAAUAUUCAUAUUAAAAUUCUAAAUCGAAAUAAAUCAUAAAAUCAAACAGAUUGUCAUCGUUUUAUAAUAAAUAGAAUAGUAAAAACAAAAUCAAAACUUCAAUCGAAAUUAAUCUUUCCUUGUUUCUCCGAUAAAAAACAGAAUUUUCUUCUUUUUCUUUUCAUCCAAAUCUUUUGUUUUCAUUUUUUUUUUCUAGAAUCAAUAUUCAAUAAAUGGAAUCAAAAUGCCAUCACAAUAGCUGGUGGAAAUGAAGAAGGACCAGGAUUAAAUCAACUCCAUUCGCCUCACGGAAUCUUUAUUGAUCAAAACAAAAAUAUUUUAAUUGCUGAUUAUGAAAAUCAUCGUAUUAUUGAAUGGAAAUGUAAUGCAAAAGAAGGGCUAGUCAUUGCAGGUGGAGAUGGCAAAGGAGAUCAAAUUUCUCUAUUGCAUCAUCCUACAGAUGUAAUCAUUGAUCAAGAAAAUCAUUCGAUCAUCAUUGCUGAUUUGGGAAACAGACGAGUGAUUCAAUGGGUGAAUCAAAAUCAACAAAUUCUCAUUGACAAUAUUCACUGUCAUGGCUUAGCAAUGGAUAAGCAUGGAUUCCUUUAUGUUUCUAAUUGGAAGAAGGAUGAAGUGAGACGAUGGAAAAUGGGAGAAUUUAACAAUGAAGGAAUUGUAGUAGCAGGUGGAAAUGGAGAAGGACAUAAACUCAAUCAACUUGAUUCUCCUACUUUUAUCUUUGUUGAUGAAGAUCAAUGUAUUUAUGUAUCAGAUCAAAACAAUCAUCGUGUAAUGAAGUGGAAAAAAGGGGCAAAAGAAGGACAAAUUGUUGCUGGAGGAAAUGGUAAAGGAGGGAAUCUUAAUCAAUUGUCUUCACCUCAAGGGGUCAUUGUUGGUAAAUUGGGUCAAAUUUAUGUGGCAGAGUAUUGGAAUCAUCGAAUAAUACGUUGGUGUGAAGGAAAAGAAGAAGGUGAAAUUGUUGUUGGUGGAAAUGGUCAAGGAAAACAAUCAAAUCAAUUGAAUCAUCCCAGUGGUUUAUCUUUUGAUGAUGAAGGAAGUCUUUAUGUUGCUGAUGGUCUGAAUAAUCGAAUUGGAAAAUUUGAAAUAAUAUUGUAA